Carassius gibelio (silver crucian carp) is the source of this 1518-nucleotide messenger RNA. Its product is annotated as neuronal growth regulator 1-like. The record is from RefSeq and is a predicted model, not a curated record. The transcript has 9 exons. The coding region runs from base 198 to 1319 and encodes 373 amino acids. Gene Ontology annotation, molecular function: cell adhesion molecule binding. Gene Ontology annotation, cellular component: cell-cell junction. Gene Ontology annotation, biological process: cell-cell adhesion. NCBI's taxonomy places the organism in Eukaryota, Metazoa, Chordata, Actinopteri, Cypriniformes, Cyprinidae.
CCUCACUAGUCACUAGAUGGUGUGCAAGCCACUGGAGAGUCGGCUUCCUCCCGCGGUCAGGUUCCGAUCAAAACAAAUCUGGGAUACUACACGGAACGCCAUUUCUCGGGGUUUUCGAAGAGGAUUAUUAUAUUUUCUUCCAGAUAUUUAUAUUUUUAUUUUUGAUAAGGGCGCGGAUCGUGCUCCACUCGGCGGUGAUGGACAUAAUGAUUGCAGUGCAGGAUGCGUGCGUCUCCGGUCAGUGGCUCACCGCUAUAAUUCUCAGUCUUUGCUGCUUUUUACCGUCGUGUUUGCCCGCUGGACAAACUGUGGACUAUGCGUCCAGCGAGAGUGUGGUCAGCAGACAGGGAGACACCGCGCUGCUCAGAUGCUACCUGUUAGAUGGAAUCUCAAAAGGAGCAUGGUUGAAUCGUUCCAGUAUCAUUUACGCAGGGAAUGACAAGUGGUCAGGGGAUCCUCGCGUGUCCAUCUUAUCAAAUGUGGGGGAUAAACAUGAAUACAGCUUACAGAUACAGAAAGUGGAUAUAACGGACGAGGGCUUGUAUACCUGUUCGAUACAAAGUGAACGCAAUCUACGCCCAAAGCUCAUCCAGUUAAUUGUAAAAGUUCCUCCCAAAAUCUAUGACAUUUCAUCGGACAUUACGGUAAACGAAGGCAGCAAUGUUUCACUCAUCUGCUCAGCCAGUGGGAAACCAGAGCCCAAAAUCUCUUGGAAACACAUCUCCCCAUCAGCCAGGAAGUACGAAAGUGGGGAGUAUUUAAAUAUCACAGGCAUCACUCGGGAUCAAGCAGGGGACUACGAGUGCGGCGCUGAAAAUGACAUUGCUUCACCCGAUACCAAGACCGUGAGAGUCACAGUAAACUUUCCUCCAGCAAUUCAUGAGAUGAGAAGUCAUGGUGUCCGACCCGGUCAGAUUGCCCUGCUGAGAUGUGAGGCAGCAGCCGUCCCCUCUCCAGUCUUUGAGUGGUACAAGGGAGAGAAAAGGAUUAACAUGGGCCAAGGAAUAGACAUCAAGAACCUCAGCUCCAGAUCAGUUCUCACAGUGAAGAACAUGACACAGGAUCGCUAUGGCAACUACACCUGUGUGGCCGUCAACAGGUUGGGAACAGCCAACGCCAGUGUGCCUCUGAUUCCAAUUAUUGAGCCCACAACAACUAGUGCUGUCUCAAGUCCAGGAGGUUUGGAUUAUGGGUAUUCAGAAAGAAGCAAUACAUACGCACCCAACACCGCUCCGUAUGGAAGUACAGGAGGCGCUGAAGUCCUGCUGGCCUGCCGGUACCUGAUCCUGGCUCUCUCCUCUCUCAUCAGUAUUUACUAGCCCUGGGGAUGGCCAUACACAAUGACUGUAAAGAACCCUUUUGAGCAUUUACAGAUCCUUUGACAUUGCUGAUGGCUGGAUCCAAUCUGGUACAGUGUGUUUGGAAAGCAGCGAGGGAUUUUAAUCAGCAUUGCUUAUGUUAGGAUGGCAAUUUUCUUCUGUGGUGUUUGUCAUCAUGUAAAUACAUAAUGGUUUUAGA